Messenger RNA from Sinocyclocheilus grahami, 1018 nucleotides. RefSeq names its product protein Hook homolog 3-like. The transcript is spliced from 3 exons. Gene Ontology annotation, cellular component: cytoplasm; centrosome. The coding region runs from base 500 to 763 and encodes 87 amino acids. Gene Ontology annotation, biological process: cytoplasmic microtubule organization; cytoskeleton-dependent intracellular transport. NCBI's taxonomy places the organism in Eukaryota, Metazoa, Chordata, Actinopteri, Cypriniformes, Cyprinidae. Gene Ontology annotation, molecular function: microtubule binding; dynein light intermediate chain binding. The record is from RefSeq and is a predicted model, not a curated record.
GGUGCAUCUCUAUUCUUCUGGAUUGAGUCUGUCUGAGCUUCUUCUGUUUCUUCAUGCAAUCUCAGACAGACCGAUGAUGCUGAGAGCACCGGCUGCUGUCAGACUCCUAAACAGACACAAAUCUCACUGCAUUAUAACAAUUAAUGGCAAAAUGAAUGUUUGGAAAUGUGAACCGAUAUUUCCUCCUGACACACUACAGCAAAAGAUAGAAAAAACAGACUUAAAUCCAUGUUGUGUUGUUGGUGAAAAUACUAAUGGCCUGAGACGUCUGCACAGUACUGUGUAUAUUCUACACGCAUGCACUUCUCAAGGUUUAGCAUGUUUGUCCUCUCUGUGCAUGUAGUGUCACUAGUGUGUAGUAUAAAGCAGCCAAACACACACCGGCACAUAAGAACUAAAGCUCGUCUGAUAAUAUUGUUCACAACAGCCAAACUAGGAGUGGUCGUACUAGGGUGAGUUCUGGUGUAUUGUGGCACUGCGCUGAUGAUGCCGUUCUGUUAUGAUCUUGUCUCCAGAGUAUAUCCAGACCAUCAUGAUGAUGGAGGAGUCUGUGCAGCACGUGGUCAUGACAGCCAUCCAGGAGCUGAUGAGUAAAGAGUCGCCCGUGUCCUCCGGAAACGACUCGUACGUCGAUCUGGACCGUCAGCUGAAGAAGACGGUGGAGGAUCUAAACGACGCUUUGGCCACUAAAGAGGAGAUCGCUCAGAGGUGUCACGAGCUGGACAUGCAGGUAUGUGCAUCUGAUCUGCAGCUCCACAGCUGAACGGCACUAAUCCGGAUCGCUGCACAUCAUAUGGUUGUUAUUAGUUGGUCGCUAAACGAUGCAUGGAUUAAAUCAGGUAAACACGGUAUAGCCUCACCAUUGCAUUGAUUCUCUGCUUUUUAUCUGAUCAGCAUCUCUAAUGUGUGUAUAGUGUAGUGAGUGUAAGGGUCUCCGGGCUCCGGUGUUGAUUUGGCGAAAGCUCACUGCUUGUGAAGUGCUGUAGUGUGUUUCGGUGUGCUGUUGUUGAUGUGGUGA